Lytechinus pictus (painted urchin) is the source of this 15199-nucleotide messenger RNA. Its product is annotated as fibrillin-2-like. The record is from RefSeq and is a predicted model, not a curated record. Bases 37 to 13113 code for a protein of 4358 amino acids. Lineage: Eukaryota; Metazoa; Echinodermata; Echinoidea; Temnopleuroida; Toxopneustidae. The transcript is spliced from 95 exons. Gene Ontology annotation, molecular function: calcium ion binding; Notch binding. Gene Ontology annotation, biological process: Notch signaling pathway; cell-matrix adhesion.
UGUAACCUAAAUGCCGUUCCUUUCUCAAAUCACACAAUGAGUGAUAUGUUGGACCAUGAUGCAAGCAUCACUGUAGCCUGUAACAUGGGCUACUCUACCGGUAUGGGCAUUCUAACAGAGCUCAUGUGUAGUAAUGGGACCCUUUCUACAUCUCCUCCUGUCUGUUAUGGAAUUUGUGAACUUGGUGUGAUAAGAUUUUCCAAUCAGUCUACUAAUCUUAUAGUCAGCCAUGAUGAGAGUGUUAUUGUUACCUGUGACCAGGGUUACUCCAUUGAAUUUCAAUCAUUUAUAGAGCUCACAUGUUCUAAUGGUAUUCUAUCUCCACCACCACCUUCUACAUGUAUUGAAAACGUCUAUCUGGAUUUUGGAUCAGAUAUUGAUGAUGAGGUUAUUUUUCAAUCUAAUUCCUUGGCCUGGGGAUGUGUUGAUGUGGUAUCCUGUAUUUCUAUUGGUAAUGGACAUUUGUACACAGCAAUACGGUUCACAUCGACGGGUAUGAUUGAGUUCUCCAACCAAGCAUGCUCACAAAAUAGAUCAAUGAUUCAAUACACAAAUCCUUCGCUCUUCAUGACCACUGAUGACGCAGCCAUUGCAGUUCUGGGAGCUCCAGUCGACCUCAGCAUUGGUGAUCCAAAAAUAUUUUAUCAGUUUCAAGAUAACUUUGACAGUAGCAGUGGAGGAUCAUUUAUUUCUGACUUGAUGAGCAGAUUAAGCAUGAUAGAUUCUGAACUGAAUGACACCAAUCCAAUAGUAGCACUUAAGAUCACAUGGGUUGGGAUUCAGCCACCAGGAUCAUUAGGAGACGAGACAAAUAGAUUUCAAGCUAUUGUAUUCAGUGAUGGUGUCAGGACAGGAAUACUGAUGAACUAUCGUGAAGGUGAUCUUCAAUGGCAAUCAACUACAAAAGAAAUUUCAGCUCGAGUUGGAUACAACAUCAUUGAAAGUGUAUCAAAUCUAUAUGAGAGCAAUGAUGAAGGAACAAGAGAUCUUAGUUAUAGCCGGGACACACGCAUUGGAAACACUGGUCAGAUGGGUAGCUAUAUCUACCGUCUGGAUACAAACACAGCUGAUUAUAUCAAUCCUUGCGUUGGAUGUUUAACUUGGUAUGAGGAGGACCUGGCUAAUACAUACAACUAUUCCACUGCUUCUGUGUGUCCCUGUACAAGACCCCAGGCUGCUAGGGAUAUUAACUUCAGAAAGUGUGUGUUUCCAAGGGGCAGAGAUACAGACUUCAGUAGUUCCAGCUAUGGUUCAGUACAGUGUUACCAGUCUUCCACAGAUAUAGAUGAGGGAUACCGAUGUACGUAUAUCAGUAAAGCCCUUGUCACAGAGUACCAGAGCUUGUGGGAGUCCAGUAAUUUUGUUGCAGUUUUGAUUCCAAACAACAGAAACCCAUUGUAUGAUGAUUGGAAACGUGAAGAUGUAUUUCCUAGAGAGAUGUGUUGUAUGAUGACAUCUGGUCUACAAGGUGAAUACUAUUGUAAUCUUUAUCAAGAACGUCGUCCACAGAUUACAAGUUGUGAUGGCUACAACCCUCCUACUGCUGGUCAGGGAGAAGGUGACCCACAUUUUCAAACAAUUGAUGGGAAGAAAUACACUUUCAAUGGAUUAGGGGAGUACAAAAUACUUCGAUACACUGAUGGCAAUCCAUUUACUGUUCAGAUGCGGACAGGUAGAGCAUUCAAGAAUGGAGUACCCAUUAAUUCUGGGACAGUGUUCACUGGAGUUGCUGCAACACAAGGCCGCACAGAGAUGUCACUUAUUUUGAAUGAUGAAAGAACAGCCGUGCUUUUAUCUAUCAAUGGGACUGCAGUUAAUAUUAGUACUUUACUCACAGAUGGUUAUGUUUCGUCUGACCCAACCUUCACAAUUCGCAUUGAUGAUGAAGAAGUUUCGACUGUAGAUGACCUUAGGAUCAUUGCAAUCUUCAAUGUGCCAGACUACCCAAGCUCUGGAAUUUAUGCACGUUUUACAAAUGGAUUGUUGUCAUCACAAGUUUUUAUUGCUCGAGAGUAUGCCACUAGUGGAACAGCAAAUGGCCUAUUAGGCUUGAUUAAUGGAGAUGCAACUGAUGAUUUCCAGUUCCAGAAUGAAACCAUUCUAAUGGACACAAUUGAGGGAAAUUUAACAGAAGAACAAAUCUUUGAAUUUGGACAAAGUUGGAUGACUACAGCAGCUGAAUCUAUUUUUGAAUACUAUGAUCGCGAUUGGGCUUAUUAUAAUGAUCCCAGCUUUGUACCUCAGUUCUUUUCAAGCCUAGAAGCCGCUGAUCCAGUAUUAGCAGAACAAGCUCGAGCAACAUGUGGCAAUAAUACAGCAUGCAUAUUUGAUACCUUGGCAGUAGAUGCCUUGCUUGGUCUUCAUACAUUAAAUUCAGAAAAUUCUUUUGAAGCUGUGUUGCAUGACUUAGACAACUUUCCACCAAACAUCACAUCAGUUGUUGAGAACACUUUAACUGAAGCCUUAGCAGAGAGUGAUAUCGGUGUACUACAUGUUACUGUUGGACAAUUAGUUUCUUUACAAAUUACUGCAUCGGAUCCUAACGAGGGAGAUGUUAUACAGUUUUCAUUGGAACAUUCUGUUCCAAAUGCAACUAUAGAUAAUGAAACUGGUGUAUUUGAAUGGACUCCUCAAAGCAUAGAAGAUACUUCACAGAGGAUUGUAAUUGUAGCCGGAGAUUCUACUGGAGCGAAUGCAUUGCUAAUCUAUAAAGUUAAGAUUUGUGAGUGUUUCAAUGAGGGAACAUGUCAGUUCAACACAGAAGCAACAAAUCAAGACCUCAACAACAAUGGAUUUGCUGUUGUUAUUUGUGAAUGUACAGCCGGCUGGACAGGUGAUCAUUGUGAUAUAGACUUUAAUCCAUGUGAUGGUUAUUGUUACGAUCAAGUUCUCUGCACUGACAAUUUACCACCAGCAUUGGAUGCCAUAUGUGGACCAUGCCCGUCACAUCUUACAGGAGAUGGUCGACAAUGCACCAAUAUUGAUGAAUGUGCAAACAACACACUAAAUGAAUGUGAUCAGAUGUGUACUGAUAAACUUGAUGGGUAUGAUUGUUCAUGUAAUGAUGGCUAUAUACUACAUCCUGAUCAACGGGGCUGCAUUGAUAUUGAUGAAUGUAGAAAUGUAACUACACAUGCAUGCAGAAACAACAGUCGUUGUAACAAUAUUAUGGGUUCAUUUGAAUGCUAUUGUGAAGAUGGAUUCUCACCAAUUACAAAUGAUAAUACAAACUGCGAAGAUAUUGAUGAGUGCAGUGACAUGAGUUCAUGUGAUCCGCAGGCAACAUGCACAAACAAUAUUGGCUCUUUCUUAUGCACAUGUAAUGAAGGUUACUUUGGAAAUGGAACGACAUGUUCAGAUGUAAAUGAGUGUCUGGACCCACUUGCAAAUGACUGUGCCAUAGAAGCGAGCUGUACUAAUGAAGUAGGAGGCUUUUCAUGUACAUGUGAUGAUGGAUGGUCUGGGAAUGGAACCUUCUGUGAUAAUAUUGAUGAGUGCUCUAAUAGCAUGGAUGAUUGUAGCAAUGAUGCAGCGUGUAUGGACAACAAUGGCAGCUAUGUUUGCAUCUGUAAUGAUGGGUAUAUCGGGAACGGAAGGGAAUGCUUCGACAUCGAUGAGUGUGCUACUGAACAAGAUAACUGCACCACAUUGGCUCAAUGUCUCAACACAAAUGGAUCGUUUGUUUGUGAGUGCUUAGAUGGAUAUGGCUUUGAUGUACAAGGAAUAGAGUGUGAAGAUAUCAAUGAAUGUGAGGGUGUUCCUGGCUGUGAUCCCGAUGCAUCAUGCAUGAAUACAAAUGGCUCAUUUAUUUGUUCAUGUGACAAUGGAUAUGAAGGAAAUGGAACGUUCUGUCAAGAUAUAAAUGAAUGUGAUCUUGGUACUCAUGAAUGUCAGCAGAUGUGUGUUAAUGAUAUUCCUGGAUUUAAUUGCACCUGUUUUGAAGGGUUCCAGUUAGAGAAUGAUGGUACAUGUAAUGUGUCUUCUUCUGCCAUGUGUAACUUAACAAUGCAAUCAGUUUGUGGAAUGGUUGCUUGUAUUGUGCAAUCAGGAGAACCCAGUUGUGUGUGUGAGGCAGGAUUUCAGUUCAAUACAACUCUUCAAAUGUGUGAAGAUAUUGAUGAAUGCAGUGGGAACAAUACAUGUGAGUCAGAUAAUCUGUGUGAGAACUUUGAUGGAGGAUAUAAUUGUACCUGCAAUUCUGGAUAUGAACUUGAUGCAAAUGGAAGAACAUGCUCAGAUAUUGAUGAAUGUCAACUAGGUUCUCAUAGCUGUGAUAUGAAUGCUACAUGUAUAAACUCUGAAGGAAACUACACUUGUUCUUGUAAUUCUGGCUUCAUGGGAGAUGGAAAUACAUGUAUUGAUGUGGAUGAGUGCAUGUCUCAAACUCCAUGCUCCAUGAAUGCAAAUUGUACAGAUAUAACAGGCUCAUUCACCUGCACAUGUCAUUCUGGAUACACUGGAGAUGGAUUCAAUUGUGUUGAUAUCGAUGAAUGUGAACUUGGAAGCAAUAACUGUCAUAUGAAUGCUGACUGUAUCAACAAUAAUGGAAGCUUCUAUUGUCUUUGUGAUCCUGGCUUUUCAGGAGAUGGACUUACAUGUGAAAAUAUUGACGAAUGUGACUCAAUGCCUUGUGGAGAAAAUGCUGACUGUACAGACGAUGAUGGUUCGUUCACAUGCUCCUGUCAAUUAGGAUACCAAGGAGAUCCUUAUAUGAGUUGCAUCGACAUCAAUGAGUGCCAGAACCCAGCAUUGUUCUCAUGUCAUGCACUCGCAUCUUGUGUAAACACUCCUGGUAACUUCACGUGUGAAUGUGAUGAGGGCUACGAGGGUGAUGGGACUAAUGAUUGCUCAGAUCGUAAUGAAUGUGAUGACAUCCUUGAGUUUUGUGGACCUUCUAGCACCUGUGUAAACUCUGACGGAUCCUAUGAAUGUAUGUGCCUUGAAGGUUUCUUGAAAGAGUCUGUGGACAGUAAUUGUACUGAUUUUAAUGAAUGUGACACCGUUCAAAACACCUGUCCCCCUGAUGUCUCUACAUGCACUAACAUAGAUGGUGAUUUCAACUGUACAUGUGACGUAGGGUAUGAUAAUGACACACCCAAAUCUUGCAUUGACAUAAAUGAGUGUGACGAUGGUACAAACAACUGUACAGUCAGUGAAGAUUGUAUCAAUGUUGUUGGAGGUUUUAGGUGUAUUUGCAGCGAAAACUUCACUGAAAUUGAUGGAAGCUGUGAAGCUUCAUUAUCUUUGGAAUUGAGAGUGAGAUUUGAAGCUAUCCUGGGACUUGUUGUUCCAGCCAGCCCAACUGUUCUUGAUUCUUCUGCAAAUCUUAAUCAAUUUGAAGCAGAUAUGCUCUCAUUCCUUCAAAGUACUUCAGAACUUGGAUUAAACAGCCUUGCUGUAACAGUACUAAAUGUGAAUGUGACCGGUCAGUAUGCAUAUGUAGACUUCAGGGUUGAUGUCAACACAACGUUGAGUAUGAAUAACAUGGAGUUAGAAUCAGUGUUUUUCAAUUCUCUUCCGGAUAACCAGCGGUUUGGAUCUCUUGCCCAACAAAAUGUGGUUAGUCAAGAGGAUGUUGAUGAAUGUAUGGAUGAUACUGAGCUUUGCAGCAAUGGAACUUGUACAAACACUAUUGGAUCUUUCUUCUGCACAUGCAAUGAAGGAUAUAUGGAAGAUGAUGCAGGCACUGCUUGUUUAGACAUUAAUGAAUGUGAUGAUUCAAGCCUGUGUACGAAUGGCGAGUGUGAAAACAACAAUGGUUCAUUUUCUUGCAUUUGUAAUGAAGGAUUUGAAAUCAAUGAUUCAGGUGAUCAGUGCCAAGAUAUCAAUGAGUGCAAUGGUGAUAAUGAAUGCACCGGGACUGGAAUAUGCAUGAACACCGAAGGAUCAUACACAUGUACUUGUAUUCCAGGAUAUCAACCCAGCCCAAGUAUGACUUCUUGUGAAGAUAUUAAUGAGUGUUCUAAUGAUCCUUCACUCUGUGCUAAUGGAAUAUGUGUCAAUACACAGUCAUCAUAUAUCUGCAUGUGUAAUGAAGGAUUUGUAGAGUCUAGCAAUGGACGAGCUUGUGAUGACAUAGACGAGUGUCUGGAAAGCCCUUGCGGUAAUGGGACCUGCACCAAUAACAAUGGAUCUUACACAUGUGCCUGUAAUGAAGGUUUUGAAUUGAGUAUUAAUGGCAGUACAUGUUCAGAUAUUGAUGAAUGUGCUGGAAAUGUUAAUCCCUGUUUCAAUGGAACCUGUACCAAUACCAUCGGAUCAUAUACAUGCAACUGCAGCACUGGAUUUACUUUGAGUAAUGAUAGCAGUACAUGUGGGGUUUCAUGUGGUUCUUCUGUGUGUCAAAAUGGUGGGACAUGCACAGGUCCCAAUGUAUGUUCCUGUAUUACUGGAUUCAAUGGGUCUGUGUGUGAGAAUAAUAUAGAUGAUUGUUCCCCUGAUCCUUGCAUGAAUGGAGCAACUUGUAUUGAUGGUGUUGACAGUUUCAACUGUUCCUGUGUGUCUGGUUAUACUGGAAACCUAUGUCAAACAGAUAUUGAUGAAUGUACUGAGGAUUCAACUCUUUGUACCAAUGGAAGAUGUUUCAAUCUCAAUGGAACUUUCACCUGCAUAUGCAACGCUAAUUUCACAUUGACGAAUGGAAGUGCCUGCACUGCUAUCACAAAUGACCUUGCAACGAGUAAAGUGAGGGUGAAUAUUACAGGAACUACACUAAAUGGAGAACCAUUAGUAUACACUACAGACUUGACUAAUAGGUCAUCGGCCAUAUUCGUGGAAUUAGAAAUUAAAUUCUGUUUUGUGUUUAGGGAAUAUGUGAGGAACCUCUUGGGUCAACAGCUGGAAGCGUCUAAUUGCAUUGUGAUAGCAUUUAGCCAAGGCAGUGUGGUUGCUGAUAUAGAAAUGGAACUGGGUGCUGGCACCCAAGAUACUGCAGACGGACUUGCACUAACUUUAACUGAAAUGGCCAACAACUUUAGUGGAUCUUUAUCAGCUGAUGGACAAACCCUUGAUGCAAAUAUAGCAAUAAAUGUUCAAUGUGAUCAGACGAAUUGUCAGAAUGGAGGAUCUUGUACUACUUCAGGAGACCCAUGUGAUUGCCUGGCUGGUUUCAAUGGGGAUCUAUGCCAAAAUGAUAUCAAUGAAUGCCUGUCAGAUCCUUGCAUGAAUGGAGGGAAUUGCACGGAUGGGGUUGACUACUUCAACUGUACUUGUCCAGAUGGUUACAAUGGAACUAUGUGUGAAACAGAUAUUGACGAGUGUCAAGCAAGUAAUCCUUGUGUAAAUGGAAAUUGCAUGAAUAACAUGGGAUCAUAUACAUGCAACUGUUACAACGGAUAUAUGCUAAGUCCUGAUGGAAGUACAUGCAUUGAUAUUGAUGAAUGCCUUGGGGACAACCCCUGCGUCAAUGGAACAUGUGAUAAUACUAAUGGAUCUUACACUUGCAACUGUACUGUUGGCUUUCAGCUAAGUUCUAAUAACAGUACAUGUGAUGUUGAGUGUGGUAAUUUAGUUUGUGAGAAUGGUGGAUCAUGUAUAGACGGUAACUGUUCUUGUGUGGCGGGAUUCAAUGGAACUAUGUGUGAAAACAAUAUUGAUGAUUGUUUACCGGAUCCCUGUGUGAAUGGAGGGAAUUGCACGGAUGGGGUUGACUACUUCACCUGCACUUGUCCAGAUGGUUACAAUGGAACUAUGUGUGAAACAGAUAUCGAUGAGUGCUCAGGAACUAAUCCUUGUGACCAGGGCAAUUGCACUAAUACCAAUGGAUCAUAUACAUGCAGUUGCUACAGUGGUUUUAUGCUAAGCCCAGAUGACAGUACAUGCAUUGAUAUUGACGAGUGUGCAGGAAAUAAUCUGUGUAUAAAUGGCACAUGCGACAAUGAAUCUGGAUAUUAUACUUGCACCUGUGAUGAUGGAUUCAUGUUAAGUAUUGAUAACAGUACAUGCAUUGAUAUUGAUGAGUGCUUGGAAACUAAUCCUUGUGGAAAUGGUACAUGUAGUAAUAACAAUGGAUCUUAUACAUGUAGCUGUGAUAAUGGUUAUGAGUUAAGCAUUGAUGCCAGUACAUGCAAUGAUAUGGAUGAGUGUACUGGUUCUAAUCCUUGUGUAAAUGGUACAUGUAAUAAUAAUGAUGGAUCCUAUACAUGUAGCUGUGACUCUGGUUUUAUGUUCAAUGGCAGUACAUGCAAUGAUAUUGAUGAGUGUACUGGAUCUAAUCCUUGUGGAAAUGGAAGCUGUAGUAAUAAUGAUGGAUCCUAUACAUGUAGCUGUAACAUUGGUUUUAUGUUUAAUGGCAGUACAUGCAAUGAUAUUGAUGAGUGUUCUGGAUCUAAUCCUUGUGUAAAUGGUACAUGUAUUAAUAAUGAUGGAUCCUAUACAUGUAGCUGUGACUCUGGUUUUAUGUUUAAUGGCAGUACAUGCAAUGAUAUUAAUGAGUGUUCUAAUGAUCCUUCACUCUGUGCUAAUGGAAUAUGUGUCAAUACACAGUCAUCAUAUAUCUGCAUGUGUAAUGAAGGAUUUGUAGAAUCUAGCAAUGGACGAGCUUGUGAUGACAUAGACGAGUGUCUGGAAAGCCCUUGCGGUAAUGGGACCUGCACCAAUAACAAUGGAUCUUACACAUGUGCCUGUAUUGAAGGUUUUGAAUUGAGUAUUAAUGGCAGUACAUGUUCAGAUAUUGAUGAAUGUGCUGGAAAUGUUAAUCCCUGUUUCAAUGGAACCUGUACCAAUACCAUCGGAUCAUAUACAUGCAACUGCAGCACUGGAUUUACUUUGAGUAAUGAUAGCAGUACAUGUGGGGUUUCAUGUGGUUCUUCUGUGUGUCAAAAUGGUGGGACAUGCACAGGUCCCAAUGUAUGUUCCUGUAUUACUGGAUUCAAUGGGUCUGUGUGUGAGAAUAAUAUAGAUGAUUGUUCCCCUGAUCCUUGCAUGAAUGGAGCAACUUGUAUUGAUGGUGUUGACAGUUUCAACUGUUCCUGUGUGUCUGGUUAUACUGGAAACCUAUGUCAAACAGGUAAGUCGUGUGUGACUGGUUAUACCAGAAACCUAUGUCAAACAGGUAAGUCGUGCGUGUCUGAUUAUACUGGACACCUGUGUCAAACAGGUAAGUCGUGCAUGUCUGGUUAUACUGGAAACCUAUGUUCCCCUGAUCCUUGCAUGAAUGGAGCAACUUGUAUUGAUGGUGUUGACAGUUUCAACUGUUCCUGUGUGUCUGGUUAUACUGGAAACCUAUGUCAAACAGAUAUUGAUGAAUGUACUGAGGAUUCAACUCUUUGUACCAAUGGAAGAUGUUUCAAUCUCAAUGGAACUUUCACCUGCAUAUGCAACGCUAAUUUCACAUUGACGAAUGGAAGUGCCUGCACUGCUAUCACAAAUGACCUUGCAACGAGUAAAGUGAGGGUGAAUAUUACAGGAACUACACUAAAUGGAGAACCAUUAGUAUACACUACAGACUUGACUAAUAGGUCAUCGGCCAUAUUCGUGGAAUUAGAAAUUAAAGUCUGUUUUGUGUUUAGGGAAUAUGUGAGGAACCUCUUGGGUCAACAGCUGGAAGCGUCUAAUUGCAUUGUGAUAGCAUUUAGCCAAGGCAGUGUGGUUGCUGAUAUAGAAAUGGAACUGGGUGCUGGCACCCAAGAUACUGCAGACGGACUUGCACUAACUUUAACUGAAAUGGCCAACAACUUUAGUGGAUCUUUAUCAGCUGAUGGACAAACCCUUGAUGCAAAUAUAGCAAUAAAUGUUCAAUGUGAUCAGACGAAUUGUCAGAAUGGAGGAUCUUGUACUACUUCAGGAGACCCAUGUGAUUGCCUGGCUGGUUUCAAUGGGGAUCUAUGCCAAAAUGAUAUCAAUGAAUGCCUGUCAGAUCCUUGCAUGAAUGGAGGGAAUUGCACGGAUGGGGUUGACUACUUCAACUGUACUUGUCCAGAUGGUUACAAUGGAACUAUGUGUGAAACAGAUAUUGACGAGUGUCAAGCAAGUAAUCCUUGUGUAAAUGGAAAUUGCAUGAAUAACAUGGGAUCAUAUACAUGCAACUGUUACAACGGAUAUAUGCUAAGUCCUGAUGGAAGUACAUGCAUUGAUAUUGAUGAAUGCCUUGGGGACAACCCCUGCGUCAAUGGAACAUGUGAUAAUACUAAUGGAUCUUACACUUGCAACUGUACUGUUGGCUUUCAGCUAAGUUCUGAUAACAGUACAUGUGAUGUUGAGUGUGGUAAUUCAGUUUGUGAGAAUGGUGGAAUAUGUAUAGACGGUAACUGUUCUUGUGUGGCGGGAUUCAAUGGAACUAUGUGUGAAAACAAUAUUGAUGAUUGUUUACCGGAUCCCUGUGUGAAUGGAGGGAAUUGCACGGACGGGGUUAACUACUUCACCUGCACUUGUCCAGAUGGUUACAAUGGAACUAUGUGUGAAGAAGAUAUCGAUGAAUGCUCAGGAACUAAUCCUUGUGACCAGGGCAAUUGCACUAAUACCAAUGGAUCAUAUACAUGCAGCUGCUACAAUGGUUUUAUGCUAAGCCAAGAUGAAAGUACAUGCAUUGAUAUCGAUGAGUGUACUGGAUCUAAUCCUUGUGUAAAUGGUACAUGUAAUAAUAAUGAUGGAUCCUAUACAUGUAGCUGUGACUCUGGUUUUAUGUUCAAUGGCAGUACAUGCAAUGAUAUUGAUGAGUGCUCCGGAACUGAUCCUUGUGUAAAUGGUACAUGUAAUAAUAAUGAUGGAUCCUAUACAUGUAGCUGUGACUCUGGUUUUAAGUUCAAUGGCAGUACAUGCAAUGAUAUUGAUGAAUGCUCCGGAACUAAUCCUUGUGUAAAUGGUGCAUGUAAUAAUAAUGAUGGAUCCUAUACAUGUAUCUGUGACUCUGGUUUUAUGUUCAAUGGCAGUACAUGCAAUGAUAUCAAUGAGUGUACUGGAUCUAAUCCUUGUGUAAAUGGUGCAUGUAAUAAUAAUGAUGGAUCCUAUACAUGUAGCUGUGACUCUGGUUUUAUGUUCAAUGGCAGUACAUGCAACGAUAUCGAUGAGUGCUCUGGAUCUAAUCCUUGUGUAAAUGGUACAUGUAGUAAUAAUGAUGGAUCCUAUACAUGUAGCUGUGACAUUGGUUUUAUGUUCAAUGGCAGUACAUGCAAUGAUAUCGAUGAGUGUACUGGUUCUAAUCCUUGUGUAAAUGGUACAUGUAUUAAUAAUGAUGGAUCCUAUACAUGUAGCUGUGACACUGGUUUUAUGUUUAAUGGCAGUACAUGCAACGAUAUUGAUGAGUGUGCUGGAACUAAUCCUUGUGGAAAUGGAUCAUGUAGUAAUAGCAUUGGAUCUUAUACAUGUAGCUGUAACAAUGGUUUUGAGUUAAGCCUUGAUGCCAGCACAUGCAUUGACAUUGAUGAAUGUGCAGUAAAUAAUCCAUGUGUAAAUGGGGUAUGUAGUAAUAACAAUGGAUCCUAUACAUGCAGCUGUAACAGUGGUUUUGAGUUGAGCCUUGACGCCAGUACAUGCAAUGAUAUUGAUGAAUGUGCCGGAAAUAAUCCUUGUGUAAAUGGAAGCUGUACUAAUAACAAUGGAUCCUAUACAUGUAGCUGUGAUAGUGGUUUUGUGUUUAAUGGCAGUACAUGCAAUGACAUAGAUGAUUGUUCUACUACUCCUUGUGCCAAUGGAGGUACCUGUACUGAUGGAUUGAAUAGUUUCACUUGUUCCUGUGCUUCAGGGUUCAGUGGGGAUAACUGUACAGAUGUGACCUGUGGCACAAUUAGUUGUCAGAACGGUGGAACAUGUACAACCCCUGAACAGUGUGAUUGUGUUGCUGGUUUCAAUGGUACUAUGUGUGAGAAUAAUAUUGAUGACUGUUCUCCUGAUCCAUGUUUGAAUGGGGUUUGCGUUGAUGGUGUGAAUUCCUUCUCAUGUAACUGUACUACUGGUUUUACUGGAGACACAUGUCAAACAGAGCUAUGUGGUUCCAAUGCAUGUCAGAAUGGCGGAACAUGUGCAAAUGCAAAUACUGGCCAAUGUUCAUGUGUUACUGGUUACACUGGUAAUAUGUGUGAGAUAAAUAUUGAUGAUUGUUCUCCUAACCCCUGUGAAAAUGGAGGAUCUUGUACUGAUGGUCUCAAUUCCUUCACAUGUUCCUGUCCUACUGCAUUUACUGGAAUUACGUGUCAAACAGAUGUUGACGAGUGUGUUGAUUCAAGUCUCUGUACCAAUGGCAGAUGUGUUAAUCUUGCUGGCUCCUACACAUGUGUAUGCAAUAGCGGUUUUACAUUGACAAAUACAGAUUCUUGCACGGCUAUCUCAUCAUCCCUUGCUUCAAGUUCAAUAAGGAUUCGGCUAACGGGAGUAAGUCUGAAUGGUGUUCCUCUUACAUUCACUGCUGACUUAACAAAUAGAUUAUCAGCCUUAUUCAUGGAAUAUGAUACUUCUUACUGCUUCAUUUUCACAAACUAUGUAAGUGCAUCAUUGGCAAUUGGCCCUCCAAGUUGUGAAGUGGUUAGAUUCAGCCAGGGUAGUGUUAUUGGUGUCCUUGACCUUACAAUUGCCGCUGCAACCCAGACCUUAGCUGAUGAUCUUGCGCUGGAAGUAACAACACUGUCUACCAACUCUCUACAAGCAUCAUUUAAUGGUAUUACUCUAGUGGGAUCCUUUAAUGCUAAUGUUCAAUGUGAUCAGACGAAUUGUCAGAAUGGAGGAUCUUGUAUUACUGCAGGAGACCCAUGUGAUUGCCUGGCUGGUUUCAAUGGGGAUCUAUGCCAAAAUGAUACCGGCAAUUCAGGGCUGUCUGUUGGAGCCAUAAUUGGUAUUGCACUGGGAGUAUUUGGAUUUGUUAUCAUAAUAGUUGGCUGUGUCUGCUGUAUGUUCCUCCAAAGCUUCAGACAAAAUCAAGCAACAAAAGCCAUGCUCUCGGAUGGACGUUAUGACUAUCCAUCUUUCAAUAUGAAUGGCUCCUAUGAUGGUUCUGAAGAGUAUGAUUCUUUUGAAGGACGUCGUAUGGCUGUGGGUCAAGCUUUGGAUCGCCUUCGUGGAAAUGGAGCAAUGUAUAAUGGCAAUGGAAGAUCGCCUGAGGAAGGCCGCAAUUUCAGGACGCCAUACGUUGUCGGCGAUAGAGAUACGGAAAACGGAGUGGAGCGAAAUCCUGUCUACUUUUAAUUGAUGCAAAGUUAACUUUCUAACAGAGAACCAACAUGACAACUGGACAUAGAGCUAUAUAUCUAUGUUUUACAGAAUAAUGUUCUUUUUAUUUCGAGUAUUGUAGUUAAGAACAUCAAUCAUUUUCAUUCUUUUUUUUCAUUUGGUUUAUAUAAUGACUCAUUUAAAUGUUUAUUUCUCCUUUUUAUAACCUAUUUGUUUUACAUCUGAUGUCUGUUUCUCCCUUUUUCAUGGCAUAUAUAUUAUACAACGUACAACACCUAUCUACCUAUUUAUCUAUUUGAAGGAACAUUUUUUAAUCAUUACAUAGAUUUGUCUACAUUCUGUCACAAUAUUUACUAUUUUUUUACAUUCAGUACUAUGCAAUUUUUUUAAAUAUUCAUUUUUGUAAAAAGAAAAAACAAUAUGGCGCGUAUUCUGAAGUCAGGUUUAACUCUGUGCUAAAAUUAUGGGAAGCCAAAAGUGUCAAAAUUUUUAUUAAGUUGUAUGUUUCUUAUGUUUACUGUGCUCUUUACUGAUUCAUCGAUGGUGAAGACAAUCAUCUAUUUACACUUCCUAGACAAUUAUGAAUUAUUUGAGAGCCAAAUUAUCUAAAACAUUAUAUCUCUACUGUUAGUGAUUUAUAUAACAAUUGGCUAUCCAUACUUAAAACACAACUUGAAACCUGAGUUUAAGUUAAACCCGACUUCAGAAUUCGGGCCUAUGAGUCUUUUUAUUGAUUAAUGAAUGAUAUAUAGUUGUGGUUUUUUUUAAUGGAGAUAAUGUACUACAUGUUAGUGUAUUUGAGUUAAUCAAGGUUUGUAAAUUUAUCACUUUCCGUUUUCCACUGUUACUUUAUAUGGAUGCCCACUUUAUAUGAUAAUAAUAUGGUCUUAAAUGAAUGAAAUCCCUUUUUCAUAAAUCUAUUAGUCAAUUCAAAUUUUAGGGGCUCCUUUGGCCUAAAAAGAGUAAAUGGGGUACAUUUUAUGGUUAAAAUACUGGAAUGGUUAAAAUACUGGAAUUCCAUUAAAACUGGAUGACUAUAGAUAAGAUAGUUCAGUAAAACAACCGUAGGCAUAAAUGUAUUUAGAAGAAUGUGCAAUGGAGUCAUCUCCUCAUUGUACAAUAAUUGGAAUUUCUGCUCAAAGAAUAUGAAAAUAUGAUUGAUUUACUGUUUUUAUGUUAAGGAUCCCAUAUUUGUAAUUCAUUCUGUAACAAGGGGCAUAUUUUGUGUACACAAGCACAUGUAUUCAAAUGUAAAAUGACAAUGAUUUUAGAUCACAAAAUACACAAGAAUAGCUCUAGAUAUCCAAAUCAUUACCUCUCUUAUUGCACAUUCAAAGUGAAUACAUGUGUGAUGUGUUACACAGAAAUAACAAAAAAACUCUACUUCCCAUACCUCAAUAUGUUACUUUUGACUUUUGAUGAAAUCUCUAGUCUUUCUUGCUAUCAUAUUCAUUAUAAUUUUAGGCUAGGUACUAAAGCAUAUUACUAUUUCAUAUUACUCAUAAUUUGUAGAUUUCUGUUUGGAAGUAUUAUUACCUAUGACAUACACAGUAAUCCAAUAAUUGUUUUGUAAAGUACUAUGGUUAUUAUGUCUUUAAAAUAGUACUGUCUCUUUUGCAGUUAUUUCUUUGUUCUGAAUACCAGGAAUCACACAUGAUUGGAAAGAUAUGUGUUUUAACAAAUGAUGUGUUUUCUAGUGCAGUAUCUUUUUGUUAAAGGCCUAUCACUACAGUUUCCAAAUCAGCAAGUGACUGUAAACUGACAUCUCUUUAUUAAAACUUUGUUAGUAUCAUUUACUUUGGCACAUGUUAUAUCUAAACUAUGAAAUUUUGUUGAAGGUUAACAAGUAAAGAAAAACUAAUUAUACUAAUAGUUGAAAUUAACAUUUGUUGCUGAUUUGAAGAACGAUAUGAUAAGUGAUUAAUUAAGACAUUAGGGAAGUUACGUGUUAACACUACUGGAGCCGUAUUUGACUGUUCAAAAGGUGAAUGCAUGUGUUAAUUAUAAUUAUACAAUUAUCUUUUUAUAUCUUUGAUUAUAUAAUGUUAUUAUCGAUAACAAUAAAUACCCAGAAUUUUCCAGUGGGAGCUGGAGCUUCAUA